AUACAUAUAAAAAAGAAGUAGAACCAAGCUAUAUGGGAAAAUGUGACUUCGUGUAAUAUAACCUCUUUAUUUUACACUCUGUGUUGAUCAUAUCAUUGUAUGUUUAUUUUUAUUAAUUUUGAUCCUGUACAAUUUUUUUAAGCUUAGUGUUUUUUAGAACAACAAAAGAUGUCAUUUAGAGGAAAUAAUAAAUUUGGAAAUAGGGAUCGUGGAGGAUCUAGAGGAGGGGGCGGACGCGGAGGUUUUGGUGGAGGUGGUCGUGGAGGCGGUCGUGGUGGAGGUCGAGGAGGAUUUGGCGGAGGAAGAAAUUUUGAUCAAGGUCCACCUGAGCAAGUUAUACCAUUGGGAUACUUUGAAAAAUCAGUUCAAGAUGAUUUAGUGUGCAAGGUUGAAAUUGAAGAUGUACCUUACUUUAAUGCUCCUAUCUAUUUAGAAAAUAAAAAUCAAAUUGGAAAAAUUGAUGAAAUAUUUGGAAACAUAAGAAAUUACUGGGUCAGCAUAAGAUUGGGUGAAGAUGUAAAAGCUAGUAGCUUCAAUCAAAAUCAAAAGCUGUUCAUAGAUCCAUCAAAACUACUGCCACUUCAAAGGUUUUUGCCUGGUGCAUCAAGUGGUAAUAAAAAACGCGGCGGCGGUGGUGGUCGUGGUGGCGGACGAGGAGGUAGAGGAAGUUUUGGUAAUAGGGGAAGAGGCGGUUUUGGAGGUGGUGAUAGAAGAGGAGGAGGAGGAGGAGGAGGUGACAGAAGUUUUGGUGGUGGAUUUAAAAGAAAUAGUGGUGGAGGUAAUUUUAAUAGAAACUCUGGAGGAUUUGGAAGAGGCGGGGGCGGAGGAGGAGGCAAAAGAUGGUAAUAUUUGUGAAGGAAAUAAACAUCGAGAAGGCGUUGAAGAACAGAUAGUUCUUGUACACUUUUUUUUAAUAAAUAAAAGAAAUAAAAUAGUUUUAA
Molecule: messenger RNA, 941 nt
Organism: Diorhabda sublineata
Lineage: Eukaryota; Metazoa; Arthropoda; Insecta; Coleoptera; Chrysomelidae
Product: probable H/ACA ribonucleoprotein complex subunit 1
Exons: 3
Coding region: 169-846 (225 amino acids)
Biological process (GO): snoRNA guided rRNA pseudouridine synthesis; ribosome biogenesis
Cellular component (GO): box H/ACA snoRNP complex
Molecular function (GO): box H/ACA snoRNA binding
Source: RefSeq, a predicted model, not a curated record